CUGAAAUAGCAUAUGGCAUAACAUGUGGGGACUUGUCAGUAAGAUAAAUUAGUUUUUAUACAUACAAAGAUGAGGACUGUGUCUGUUCAACAGUUAAUUGAAUUGCAGCAGAAUAGGAAGAAUAUAAGAAAUAUAUGUAUUUUAGCACAUGUAGACCAUGGUAAAACAACUGUAGCAGACUGUUUAAUUGCCAGCAACAGGAUUAUAUCUGAACGAUUGGCUGGUAAGUUGCGAUACUUAGACAGUCGAAAAGAUGAACAAGAAAGAGGAAUUACCAUGAAAUCUAGUGCAAUAUCUCUUCAAUUUACCUCUGGUAAGAAUAGUACAAUAUCUCUUCAUUUUACUUCUGGUAAGAAUAGUACAAUAUCUCUUCAUUUUACUUCUGGUAAGAAUAGUACAAUAUCCCUUCAUUUUACUUCUG
Messenger RNA from Limulus polyphemus (Atlantic horseshoe crab), 421 nucleotides. Its product is annotated as elongation factor-like GTPase 1. Gene Ontology annotation, molecular function: GTP binding; ribosome binding; GTPase activity. The transcript has 4 exons. NCBI's taxonomy places the organism in Eukaryota, Metazoa, Arthropoda, Merostomata, Xiphosura, Limulidae. The record is from RefSeq and is a predicted model, not a curated record. Gene Ontology annotation, cellular component: ribonucleoprotein complex; cytosol. The annotation marks the transcript as partial. Gene Ontology annotation, biological process: cytosolic ribosome assembly.